Molecule: messenger RNA, 1105 nt
Organism: Centropristis striata (black sea bass)
Lineage: Eukaryota; Metazoa; Chordata; Actinopteri; Perciformes; Serranidae
Product: band 7 protein AGAP004871-like
Exons: 7
Coding region: 1-1095 (364 amino acids)
Cellular component (GO): plasma membrane
Source: RefSeq, a predicted model, not a curated record
AUGGCGACCAGAGACUGCACCGGACGGACAUCCACCGAGGCACCAAGAGUCUCUCAGCAGCAGCUUCUGCUUUUUCUGCUUUCUCAGAACAGCUUCAUUUCUAAGAACGGCAGCAGCUGUUCACAACCCGAGAGACGUGAUCCAGGAGCCAUAGACAGACGUCCAGAUGUGGAGCUGAUGUUUUAUGCCUCAAGUCUGCGGCAGCACACAGACGGUUCGAGACAGAGAGAGAUCAACACAUGGAGGUGUGAGUGCCGAGUACUGUAUAUAAACACCACCUCUCUGUCUGUGUUGCGGGCAGAUGGAGGCAGGAGGAGGGUCGGGGUGUUGGAGGUCUUCGGGGCCGUGCUGACCCUCCUGUCCGCCGCCUUCAUCCUCUUCACCUUCCCCUUCUCAGCCUGGAUGUGUGCGAAGGUGGUUCAGGAGUAUGAGAGGGCCGUUAUCUUCAGACUGGGCCGCGUUGUUAAAGGACGAGCCAAAGGACCCGGUCUGUUCUGGUUCAUCCCCUGGCUGGACGUCAUCCAGACAGUCGACCUGCGGACCGUCUCCUUUAACGUCCAGCCACAAGAGGUUCUGACUGCAGACGGGGUGCCGUUGAAGGUGGAUGCUGUAGUGUUUUACCGGGUGGUGGACCCCGCCCUCUGGGUGACGCGGGUUGAAAACGGCUACCAGGCCACACACACGCUGGCCCAGACGACCCUGAGGGCCACGCUGGGCGCACACACUCUGACAGACAUACUGACCCAGAGGGGGAGCAUCACCAAGAGGACGGAAGAGGUGCUGUACGCUGCGUCCAGGCUGUGGGGGGUUCUGGUGGAGCGGGUGGAGCUGAAAGACCUGACGCUCCCCGUCAGUCUGCAGCGCUGCAUGGCUUCAGAGGCCGAGGCCGCCAGGCAGGCCAGGGCCAAGAUGAUUGUGGCUGAAGGAGAAGUGAAAGCGUCUCAAGCUUUAAUGGUGGCGGCGUCGGGUCUUCCCCCCGUGGCGUUCCACCUCAGAUACCUGCAGUCGCUCUCCUCCGUCUCCAGCAGCGCCUCCGUCGUGGUGUUUGGUCUCCCCACAGAGCUCCUCGACGUCUUCAUGUCCCACCAGCCGUGACGCUCCGCCG